CCUAACCUUUGCGCUUGCGCAUUUGCUCUGCCAGUUGUAAGCGGAGAGACUGGCUACGGAUAAGGACUGGCAAGGGAUAAACAUUCAUCCUGUUGGGUUGUGGUCUUUUUUAGAUUUUUAAUGAUUGGGAAAAUUGUUUAUCGGAAACAUAAUGUUUAGGUUACAUAAAUUUUCUGAGCAAAUUAGAAAGUUUGACGCCUAUCCUAAAACAUUGGAAGACUUUCGAGUGAAAACAUAUUCUGGUGCUUUAAUUACAGUCAUCAGUGCAGUUAUCAUAACUCUCCUCUUCAUAUCAGAAUUAAAUUAUUAUAUGACUCCUGAAGUGGCAGAGGAACUUUUUGUUGAUGUUUCUCGAAGUGAAAAGCUGAGAAUCAAUAUUGACGUUAUAUUUCCGAAAGUAACAUGUGAUUUUCUGUCUAUUGAUGCAAUGGAUGUGUCUGGAGAACAACAAAUUAAUUUAGAUCACAAUAUCUAUAAGCGCAGGCUCUCUCAAUCCGGCGAACCAUUGGAAGAAAAACCUGAAAAAGAAAAAGUUGGAGAGUCAAAGGUAUUGAAUAUGACCAUUCCACCCGUAUUGGAUCCAAAUCGAUGUGAAAGCUGUUAUGGGGCAGAAUCUCAAGCUUACAACUGUUGUAACACGUGUGAAGAUGUGCAGAAUGCGUAUCGCAUGAGAGGUUGGGCCGCUCCUGAUGCAGAUAGCAUUGAGCAGUGUAAGAGGGAAGGUUGGAACAAAAAGUUAGAGUCUGUGGAUAUUGAAGGUUGUCAAGUAUUCGGUUACUUAGAUGUGAAUAGGGUUGCUGGAAACUUUCAUAUUGCUCCAGGAAAAACUUACACACAACAUCAUGUUCAUGUUCAUGAUUUACAGCCAUUUGCCGCUAGUCAGUUUAAUUUGACCCAUAUGAUAAAGCAUUUAUCCUUUGGGAAAACUAUACCUGGCAAAACUAAUCCCCUCGAUGGCACUACACAAGUGGCUAAUGAAGGCUCUAUGAUGUUUCAAUAUUACGUUAAAAUUGUACCAACAAUGUAUGAACGUAUAGAUGGUUUAACGUAUCACACUAAUCAGUUUGCUGUAACAAGACAUCAGAAGCAGGUAUCGCCCAUCUUUGGAGAGCAGGGUCUUCCCGGAAUGUUUGUCAUUUAUGAAUUGGCUCCUCUAAUGGUGAAAUACGGUGAAAAACAAAAGUCAUUUUUUCAUUUCCUUACGAGUGUAUGUGCGAUUGUAGGAGGUGUAUUUACAGUGGCUGGUAUGAUAGAUUCAGCUGUUUACUAUUCUUCCAAAGUCAUACAAAAAAUAGAGCUUGGUAAGAUAAGCUGAUGAUGUAUAAUAUUAUAGAUCUAAUUUAGUUUCUCCUUCUGUGAUCUUUUUUAUUUUGAUAUUUUCUUCCAACUGAAUGGAUUGCAAUAGAUUGUGAUUGCAAGUUAUAAUUUAACAAAAGAUAUCUUCCUAAUGAAAAUGCACAAUUCCAUGUUUGCAUUUAAGAAAAAAACAAACUUGCCCUUGUAUAAAUAAACCCUUUUAUAGAUACAUUUUGUUACUUAUAGUGUGUUGUUAAUAAACUUUUGUUGUUGUGGAAA
Messenger RNA from Parasteatoda tepidariorum (common house spider), 1575 nucleotides. RefSeq names its product endoplasmic reticulum-Golgi intermediate compartment protein 3. Lineage: Eukaryota; Metazoa; Arthropoda; Arachnida; Araneae; Theridiidae. Gene Ontology annotation, biological process: endoplasmic reticulum to Golgi vesicle-mediated transport; retrograde vesicle-mediated transport, Golgi to endoplasmic reticulum. The record is from RefSeq and is a predicted model, not a curated record. Gene Ontology annotation, cellular component: Golgi membrane; COPII-coated ER to Golgi transport vesicle; endoplasmic reticulum membrane.